UUUUUUCUUAAAGAAAGUUGAUUUCAUAUUAAACCUAAUUUCACAUUCAACUUUCACUUUUUUCACUUCACAACACUUUUUUGUUCAUUUGCUGGUUAACCUUUUCAAUUUCAACUUUUCCUUGUAACAAACCUUUUCUCAUAUUUUUGAUCAAUAACAAGAAACCCUUUCAAUUGACCAACAAUGUCAACCCAAAUUGUUCAACAAUCAACUCUGUGAAUUGAUACAAAUUGACCUCUUCUUGUGCUUUACAUCGAGCAAUUUUUGAAUCAACAUUUCAUGUUAAAUUGUGUUUCAUCCCAAUGGAUAUUCAACAAAUUACUGUUAGUGAUCAACAACCUAAAUUUGCUGUUCAAGUGGACGAUCUUUACUUGGGUUACAAUCAAACUGGUAAUGUAUUGAAAGGAGUUCAACUCAAUGUUAAACCAGCUUCAAUUUAUGGGUUAUUGGGUCCAAGUGGUUGUGGUAAAACUUCACUAAUCAAAUGUCUUGUUGGCUAUUUCAAACCAGCCCGAGGAAGUAUAACUAUCAAUGGAUAUCCAUUAGGCCAUGAGAAACUUGGUAUUCCUGGUCCUGGUGUGGGUUACAUGCCGCAAGAGUGUCAACUUUACAAUGAAUUGACAAUUGAGGAAACAUUGAAAUACUUUGGUCGCCUAUUUUUGAUGGAGACUAAAAAAAUUGAACAAAAUAUUGACCAUUUAAUUACUUUGCUUGAUCUUCCGCCCAAAUCUCGAUUAGUUUCAAGUCUUUCUGGUGGACAAAUGAGAAGAGUUUCAUUUGCAGCUUCAAUAAUCAACAAGCCUAAAUUGGUUAUUUUAGAUGAACCAACGGCAGGAGUUGAUCCAAUGGUAACAAAGUCAAUCUGGAAUCAUUUAAGUCACUUGUCCAAAAAAUUGUCCAUCACAGUGAUCGUGACAACGCAUUAUAUUGAAGAAGCUCGUAAAGCCGAUUGUGUAGGUCUUAUGAGAAAGGGUAAGAUUCUUGCUCAAGAUUCACCAGGAGUUAUCAUGAAAAGAUAUGGAGCUGUUACGUUGGAACAAGCUUUCCUUUGUGUUUGCAAUAAAAUACAGGUUUCUGAAAGGUCUAUGUCAUCAAUUGAACCCUCUUCUUCUCAGUUGUCACCUGAAACGUCUUCAUCAUUACAAGAGCCAGAGAUUCCAAAUGGUAACACUGAUGAUGAGCUUAAUGAAUGUCCAGGGGAAAUUAUUUAUCGACCAAAAGCCGCCAUAAGUCCACUUGAUUUUAAUAAAUUGUUUACAGUCAAUCUGGACCAUUGGUUUACUAUUGUUUCAAUCAUUUUUUGGAAAAACACUUUAAGAAAUUUGCGAAAUAUUCCGUUUAUGGUUUUACAAUUUAUUGUUCCAGUUGUCCCUGUAGUCCUUUUGUGUAUAGCGGUAGGCUUAGAUCCAUUUGAUGUUCGGGUUGCAAUUGUUAACGAUGAUUUGGGUGGCAAAUAUAGCGCUUUGUUCCUGAAACAUAUAGAUAAAUACCAUAUUAAUGCUGUGCCUUAUAAUUCCUUGGAAGAAUCAUUACAAGACAUCAGACAGGUGAAAACAUGGGGAGCAUUGCAUUUCAAACGUAAUUUUUCUGCCAGUAUUAUGUCCCGAAUCGAUUUCUAUGAGCCAACAUUAACAAACAGUACAAUUGAAGCGAGUACAAUUAAACUUUAUGCAGAUUUAACUGAUGAUUUAACAGCAAUCCAUGUGAAGAGAAGUUUGGAUCGGACGUUCCAUGCGUUUGUACAAGACUCAUUAGCUGAUAAAGGUCAAAAACCAACCAUUGCCGCGUUGCCAAUUAAAAUGGAGCAGCCAAUUUUCGGUGAAGCCAAUCUUAAUCGCCAUGAUAAUUUUAAAAGAUUCACUUUACCAGGCUUUAUGGCAGCAGUUUGUUUCACCAUCGGCUACACAAUAACAGCAGUAAUCAUAAGUUUUGAGAGAAAUGAUAACAUGUUGGAUCGACAUUAUGUCAUAGGUGUAUCUCCACUCCAAUUUUUGGUUGCUCAUGCAUUUAAUCGUCAAAUAUCAAAUAUAAUUCAAAUCUCCACCAUCUUGAUCACAAGUGUUUAUGUCUUGCAGAUAUUGGACAUGCCAGCGUUUACCCAACUGUUGACAUCAUUUUUCAUUCUUUUUAUUAUCAGUAUCAAUGGAAUGAGCCUUGGAAUGGUCAUCUCGUCUCAAAGCAGCCGGAUUGAUCUCAUUUUCACGUUUUCGAUAGCUGCAAUGUUUGCUUUCAUGAUUUUUAGUGGAGUCUUGUGGCCAAUUGAAUCGAUGGGGCCAUGGUUGAGAGCACUCUCACAAUUAUCUCCAGUCACUCAAGGAGCUCAAGGGUUGAGGAAUACUUUGCUUCGUGGUUUAGGUCCAUGGCAUUCAGCUGUCCUUCCUACCUUUUACGUAUGCUUUGGAUGGUCUUGUCUGUUAUUUGUGAUUGGAAUCCGACAGUUCAAGUUCACCUAGAGUGUCCGAUUAAAAUGAAAGAUUAUCUAAUAGCUGUACAAUCUACAUAUUUGUAUAUUUUUUUAUUACUAUGACUAAUGUAAUGAAAUUUUGUAAUGCCAUUGUUAUGUAUGUAACUAUACAAAAAAGAAAAUAAUUUAAUUAAAGUGAAUAUCACUCUGUAGCGGCAGCUAAA
Messenger RNA from Tetranychus urticae (two-spotted spider mite), 2628 nucleotides. Its product is annotated as ABC transporter G family member 23-like. The record is from RefSeq and is a predicted model, not a curated record. Gene Ontology annotation, molecular function: ATP hydrolysis activity; ATP binding; ABC-type transporter activity. Lineage: Eukaryota; Metazoa; Arthropoda; Arachnida; Trombidiformes; Tetranychidae. Gene Ontology annotation, cellular component: membrane.